Molecule: messenger RNA, 2217 nt
Organism: Aspergillus melleus
Lineage: Eukaryota; Fungi; Ascomycota; Eurotiomycetes; Eurotiales; Aspergillaceae
Exons: 1
Coding region: 1-2217 (738 amino acids)
Molecular function (GO): protein binding
Source: RefSeq, a predicted model, not a curated record
AUGCCACUUCAGGAUCUCCCCAAUGAGCUCCUUUACCACAUCGCCGACUUUCUAGAGUACGCUGAUGACGCCAGUGCCUUUUCACGGAGCUGCCGCCUAUUCUACUCGCUUGUCAAUGACACCCUAGUUGCGCGCUACGCCAAGGGCCACGAGCUAGAGGCCAUUGAACAUGCACUGGAAACCGGCGACCACGUUCUUAUGGAAAACCUCAUUGACGAAGGUGUAGACCCUCUGAUUUGGGAGAAAAAUAAACGCAAGAAGUUGAUCUAUAAGGCUGCAGGAGCUGGCCACACAGAGCUAGUUCGACUUUUACUUGACCGCGAAAUUAACGACGUCCAUGGCCAUUAUGUUUACCAAGAAGUGCCGCUUAUACGUGCACUUCUAUGUGGUCAUUGGGAGACAGCGAGACUAUUGAUAUCUUAUGGGGCAGAUCCCGAUUACAUUGACGUAGAUCACUAUUGGUGCCGCACCGCUCUCGACACUAUGGCAGACAAAGGAUCUCUGGAAGGCGUGCGAUUUCUAGUUGAGAAUACGGCGUCGACUUUAAAGGCGCCCGGUCGCCAUGGUAGAGCCCCUCUUGCGAGUGCGGCUUAUUCUGGGCAUUUAAAUAUUGUGAAGUACCUAUUCUAUGCAGGGGCAGACCAUCGAACAAGGGAUGCUGCGGGACUGAGCGCCCUGUUCCAUGCGGCGGCUAGAAAUCAUGAGGAUAUCGUUCUGUUUAUAUUAGAAAAGGAAGAAGAGCCUGACUUCUUCAAGGAACAACUUGAUCUGGAUUCUUUGGCCUGCAUAGCUUCGCGGGGAAAUGGCCAAAUUACGAGAUCAUUGCUAGAUAGAGUCAACAUCCCGGCGAAAAUCGCGUCUUCUAGCUAUCAACUGGGGCCGCUUAUGCUUGCUUGUGCAGCGGUGGGCUGCGAUUCUUCUGUUCAACUCUUACUGGACGCAGGCUGUGAUCCUACACAUAAAUGGUCGUCAGCGGCAGAAGCUUUCUUGUCAGACAACACUCCCCUGCGGCAGGCAGCCGCGAGAGGCCACGGGAGUAUCGUUCGGCGAUUCUUAGAUCGCAGAUGCAUUCGAGCCAAGUACUGGUCGGAACAUGAUACAAUCAUCGCAAACCUGAUUCAAACCCUGUGCUCAAACAAUCAGGUCCAGCUCUUGCGAGAUAUCCUGGAUUGCGAACAGCUGUUAGGUUCGUCGAGUCGACGGGACGUUGUGAGCAGGGCACUAUAUAAUCUUAAGCCGCACGAAGAGGCGAUCCGAUUAUUGCUCGAACAGGGCGCGACUGCAGAUUAUGACAAAAACAACAAUCUUUGGAUGUUACAGCGGGCUGUUGAGCUAGGCAGCCCGGAAUCCGUGCGGUUGCUCCUCGAAAUAACCGGCAUAAACCCACGGGAACAGCUCCAGAAGCCCCGACGCGAUCAAGAUGGCCAGAGCCUAUAUGAGCUAGCAAUAGCACCAGGAAGACCACCCAACGAAGACACCAGCAAGGAGACCAAGGUAGAGAUGGUCCGAGCUCUGCUGGAGACAAACAAUGAUCAAGGUGGCAGCGUCCAUCCAGCUAACCAGGAAUGUCAAAUAGCUUUAGUCAAAGCUAUCUCUGCGGGCCAAGUGGAGAUCGUCAAGUACUUUCUCGACAGCGGUUUCGACGCCAAUGGCAGGAUUUCAGGUGGUGACCGGGGGUCUCUCCACUUAGGAAGGACACUGCUCGGCGUAGCCGCUGGAGGUUACCACCGUCGGGUGAAGGAAAUGACGGAGCUCUUCCUAGCAUACGGCGCCGAUGUGGAAGCUACGGAUGGUGAAACUGGAGCAACGGCAUUGGUGCAUGCCGUAAAAAUGGACAACCGCGACGCUGUCGAUAUCCUGCUCAAUCACGGCGCUGAUCCCCUUUAUAGAAUCAACAAUUCGGAAGCCAGUGAGACGCCUCUGCAUCAGGCCUUGGUCUCGCAGAGGAGUAACUGUCUCCGAAUUCUACUGAAGGCAGUAGAAGCCCGGGGGCUACAGUGGGAUAUCAGUGCUGCCCUGUGCGAAGUUCGACAGUAUAAGGACCGUCCAGAUCCGAUGGACAGGAGGUUGUUGGGGACAAUGCUGGCUCGCACUAAUAAUUAUGCCGGGGCCAUCUUUGAUUCGCCGACUACUGGCAGAACGAGACCGGAGUGCAAGCAAUUGGUGAAAUACCUGGUGCAGCACUAUUGUCGGGUGAAGUAUCCAUGUCCCUUGUAG